GUUAAAUCCUAUUUUAAGAAGAUAAUUCUUGCAAAAAAAUUUAGCAUUUUAAUAUUUGAAAAUAAAAUAUUUGACCUAAAUGAGAGUCCAAUUGAAUUUUAUAUUUAAGAGAAAAAAAUCCCUCCAGUUCCUGGUUACAGUGACUCAAAGACCACGUGACCAGCGCAGUCCUAUAAAUACUUUUGAGAGCAAAGGAGGGUAGAGUGACAUUGUGGUCGGAUACCUUCCCAAUCUCGUGCGUAAAAGCUGUUUGGCGAAGACAUUUGGAUAACCGACAAGAAGUAGCCUGACGUGAUCCCCGCGCACGGAACGAGACACUGACCUGUCGCUUUGCGCGCGUGACAAUCCCCAAGUUUUGGUUCCUUCGGCCUUGACAGAGCGGCGGCGGGAGGCAGGAAGGCGCUGGACGCACAGGUCAAAGAGUUUUCUGUCUUUCUCGUUGAUUCUAGCCAUGCGCGCGUGCGUUAGUUGGAGAUAAAGCUGUGUGGUUGCAGGGAGCAGGGGAGAGUGCGCGCGCGCUCCCGCUCUGAAGCACGAGACAGGGAAGGAUGACUUUGGGGACGGAUAUGUCCGACAGCUCUGCUUUGUCCGAGGACGUGGACAUCGAUGUGGUCGGCGGGGACGUGACGGUGGGGAAGGACGGGACGUUCAUCCACCGGGAGUACGACUCGGACGAGCACGCGGCCGACGGGGCAGCGUCUCCCGCGGAGCCGCCGGGAGCCGGCGCGGAGGCAGGCGCCGCGAGCGCCGACAAACCCCGGAAAAGCGCGCUGGUGAAGCCGCCCUACUCCUACAUCGCGCUGAUCACCAUGGCGAUCCUGCAGAGCCCCAAGAAGCGCCUGACGCUCAGCGAGAUCUGCGAGUUCAUCAGCAACAGAUUCCCCUACUACCGGGAGAAGUUCCCCGCGUGGCAGAACUCCAUCCGCCACAACCUGUCCCUGAACGACUGCUUUGUGAAAAUCCCGCGGGAGCCCGGGAACCCCGGGAAGGGCAACUACUGGACCCUGGACCCCGACUCCGCGGACAUGUUCGACAACGGGAGCUUUUUACGCAGGAGGAAACGCUUCAAGCGGCACCAGAGCAACGAAAUCCUCAGGGACUCCGGCGGCUUCCUGCCGGGCUUUGGAUACGCGCCAUACGGAUACAACUACGGACUGCAGCUGCAGAACUUCCACGGCGCGUACCACCCGCACCCCUCGGGCGGCUCCUUCCCGUUCCCAAACUCCCACUGCACCUUGCCCGCGUCCGCCUCCAUCUUCCCCGCGCCGCACCACCUCCCCUCCCUGCUGGGGGCCAAACCCUUCUACCCCCAGCUCAGCCCGUCCCUGCCGCCCCUCAAGACGGACUCGAGCGGCCCGACCCGGCCCUCGUUCUCCAUCGACAACAUCAUCGGGGCGUCCAACUCCAGCAGCGGCGCGUCGUACGGCGCGCACGCGGGCGGCCAGGCGCAGAUCCUGGCCAUGCUGACCCCGGCGCUGAACUUACCGCCGGAGAGCGCGCCGCAGACGCAGACUUUUCCCACCAAAAAUAUCAACACUUGUCCUUUCUGAAGAUUUUUCAAAUUGGGAACUAUUAAUAAUGAGAAUAAAACAAUAUUUUGACGUCGUUGUAAAAUAAUUGGAGACGAAAAACUGAAAAAGGAGCUUAUUUAUGGGUUGUACAUAGGGAGAAAAAACAGGAAAAAUGAUCUUGUUUUGGUUCUGCGGCCUCCAUUCAAACACAAAAUGAAGAUAUUUAAAGUUUUCAGUGACGACUUGGAUUAUUUCCAUUUUUAUAAAUAUAAUUGAAGCUUUCUAUUGUGUUCUUUUUGGGGAAAUGGCACUGUUGUUGUUGUUGUUGUUGUUGACAUAGCGAGGGCAAAAACUCAGGUUUUGACUUAGAAAGCACAUGAAAACCCGCCAAAAGGGUUCUGAAAUUCAAAUAAUCAUAUUAAUAAUAAUAAUUUGGGCCUCCUUUACGGUGAACUUGUGACUCUAUCAUUUCAUGUUGUGAUCUCAGAGCCUUUUACUGACAGCUGAACCUGUGAAACAUCCGGUUGUGUCAUGUGUAGAUAAACGCUUCAAUGUUUAUAGGUCAUUUCUGUUGUAAUGAAGAGAUUAAUAAAUGUUUGUGAAUUCAA
This is a messenger RNA of Oryzias melastigma (Indian medaka), 2119 nucleotides long. It is a transcript of the gene foxd2, whose product is annotated as forkhead box D2. Gene Ontology annotation, biological process: regulation of transcription by RNA polymerase II; cell differentiation; anatomical structure morphogenesis. The transcript has a single exon. The record is from RefSeq and is a predicted model, not a curated record. NCBI's taxonomy places the organism in Eukaryota, Metazoa, Chordata, Actinopteri, Beloniformes, Adrianichthyidae. The coding region runs from base 549 to 1550 and encodes 333 amino acids. Gene Ontology annotation, molecular function: RNA polymerase II cis-regulatory region sequence-specific DNA binding; DNA-binding transcription factor activity, RNA polymerase II-specific.